CUUUCCUAUUUAAGCUACCAGUCAGCCACACAAACUUGGGAGAAAGUGGGAGUGAGAAAGAGAAGUCAUGGUUUCUAGGGAGCCAAAAAGGGCAGCCAAGCAAAAGAAGCUGCAACUUCUUCGUUCCAUCACCAACUCUCAUGCGCACGACAAAGCCUCUAUCAUAUUAGAUGCAUCAAAUUACAUAAAGGACUUAAAGCAAAGGGUAGAAAAAUUGAAUCAAGACGUUGCUACUGCUGCAAGCUUUACUAGCCAGAAUUUCCCCACGAUUAGAGUAGAAGAACAAGAGAAUGAUUUUCUGAUUAAGGUAUUCACCGCAAGGAAUUGCCAAGGAUUGCUUGUAUUCAUAUUGGAAGCUUUUGAAGAGCUCGGCCUUGAGGUGCUCCAAGCUAGGGUUUCUACUUCGGACAGUUUCCUUUUAGAAGCUAUCGCUACAAGAGAGAAUAAAGAAGCUGAUGACCAUAUCGAUGCUCAAGUGGUAAAACAAGUAGUGUUGCAAGGGAUACAAAAAUGGAUUGAAGUUAGUGAGCAAGAAUGAAGCAAAGCAGUUGCUAGCUAGCUAGUAGCCAAGCAAGCAUUGGUUGCUUCUUUCAUCUCUUAUCAUCACAUGUGAAUCGAUGAUUUUUGAUAUGCGGCAGAGAAAAUCCAAAAGCUGGACCUGCAAUAUCGAUCAUAUAAAUGUGCAUCAUGUGAAACAAUCUGUUUUUAUGUACAAUGAGAAACAAAUGGCAACAAAAUGUUUUGAUUCCUUCA
Populus nigra (black poplar) is the source of this 753-nucleotide messenger RNA. RefSeq lists its product as uncharacterized. NCBI's taxonomy places the organism in Eukaryota, Viridiplantae, Streptophyta, Magnoliopsida, Malpighiales, Salicaceae. Gene Ontology annotation, molecular function: DNA-binding transcription factor activity; protein dimerization activity; sequence-specific DNA binding. The transcript has 4 exons. The record is from RefSeq and is a predicted model, not a curated record. Gene Ontology annotation, cellular component: nucleus. The coding region runs from base 68 to 538 and encodes 156 amino acids. Gene Ontology annotation, biological process: regulation of DNA-templated transcription.